AUGUUCGCGCUCCGAACACUGUGCCGGGGGCCUCGCCCUCUGAGCUCCCCCAGCUCCGCCUCGCGCACUCUCCGUGCGCCCCGCGCGACCCCCGUCCGCUUCAACAGCAGCUCGUCCAAGCCGACGCAGGCGCAGUGGGAGGCCGCCGCCAAGCGCAACAGGACGGCGAACAUGUGGCUGUCGGGUGCCGUCGUCGCGGGCUCGUUUGCGCUCGGCUUUGUCGUCUGCCAGACCCUGUACAACAGCAAGAAGGAGCCGCCGACGUUCCUCCUCCCGUCCAACAUUGGUAUCGAGCUCCAGGAGAAGAUGCAGCCGUCCUACGGCUCCGUCGCCGACUACCACAAGUGUAUCGACGAGAUCCGCGAGCUCUACAAGAGCAAGGGCAAGGAGGACAGCGUCUCGACCGACGCCGACGACCUCCGCUCCCACGGUAUCUCGGACUGGAGCUACCACGGCGCCGAGCUCCCCACCGUCGUCGUCUGGGUCGACAGCACUGAGGAGGUCCAGGACCUCGUCAACAUCUCUCGCAAGUACCGUGUCCCCAUCACGCCGUUCUCGGGUGGUACCUCGCUUGAGGGACACUUCUCUUCGCGCCCUCCGGACCCGGACAUGAACAGAGCUAACGCCCAGCCCUACGGUGGUAUCUCGCUCGACCUCUCGCAUAUGGACAAGGUCAUCUCUGUGUCUGAGAAGGACGGAGAGGCUGUCUGCCAGGCCGGUGUCCGAUGGGAGGACCUGAACGAGCAGCUCGCUGCCAAGGGCAUUCCCCUCUUCUUCCCCCUCGACCCCGGACCCGGAGCGACCCUCGGUGGAAUGGCCGGCACUGGCUGCUCGGGCACCAACGCCGUCCGCUACGGUACCGCCAAGGGCGAGUGGUUCCUGAACCUGACCGUCGUCCUCCCUACCGGCGAGGUCAUCAAGACCCGCUCGAAGGCGCGCAAGUCGUCUGCCGGCUGGGAUGCGACCAAGAUCUUCCUCGGCGCCGAGGGCACGCUCGGUAUCGUCACCGAGUGCACCGUCAAGCUCGCUCCCCUCCUUCCGACCAAGGUCGCCGUCAUGAACUUCCCCGGUGUCGAGGAGGCUGUCGCUGCGGCCACCGAGAUUGUGAACCACGGCUACCCCGUCCAGUGUGUCGAGUACCUUGACUCGCGCACGAUGCGCGCGAUCAACGAGGGCGGCAUCGCCGGCCGCAAGUACCCCGAGAAGGACUCGCUCUUCUUCAAGUUCCAGGGCACGGACGGCAUCAUGAACGAGACGGCCAAGGGCGUCGUGAGCCUCGCGAAGCAGCACGGCGGCAAGGACUUUGAGUUCUCUGCCACGGACGCGGACGGCGAGAAGCUCUGGGCUGGCCGCAAGGCUGCCCUCUGGUCCGUGCUGGCGAUGCGUCCGAACGGCCGCGUGUGGACGACCGACGUGUGCGUCCCCAUCUCCAAGCUGCCCAAGCUCGUCGAGGAGACGGCCGAGGACUUUGAGAACCGCGGCCUCGAGGCGUGCCACUUCGGCCACGUCGGUGACGGAAACGUCCACACCCUCGCCCUCUUCUCCGACGACGAGGAGCUCGAGCGCGUCCGCGUCGCCGUGCACGAGAUGGUCGAGCGCGCCAUCCGUCUCGGCGGAACGUGCUCGGGCGAGCACGGCGUCGGCCUCGGCAAGAUCGAGUACCUCAACACCGAGCUCGGACAGGGUACCGUCAACCUCAUGGAGACGGUUAAGCGCACGAUCGACCCCCUCGACCUCUUCAACCCCGGCAAGGUGUACCCGAACAUCCACCCUAAGCACUCGGCUGGCGACGGACACGGCCCGAAGGAGCACUCGCACGGCGUUGACGCGAGCGUCGGCAAGAAGAACGCGGAGAAGGAGGCGUAA
Molecule: messenger RNA, 1866 nt
Organism: Trichosporon asahii var. asahii CBS 2479
Lineage: Eukaryota; Fungi; Basidiomycota; Tremellomycetes; Trichosporonales; Trichosporonaceae
Product: D-lactate dehydrogenase (cytochrome) oxidoreductase protein
Exons: 3
Coding region: 1-1866 (621 amino acids)
Biological process (GO): lactate catabolic process
Cellular component (GO): mitochondrion
Molecular function (GO): D-lactate dehydrogenase (cytochrome) activity; D-lactate dehydrogenase (NAD+) activity; FAD binding
Source: RefSeq, a predicted model, not a curated record